Molecule: messenger RNA, 216 nt
Organism: Closterium sp. Naga37s-1
Lineage: Eukaryota; Viridiplantae; Streptophyta; Zygnematophyceae; Desmidiales; Closteriaceae
Source: the annotation of a GenBank genome assembly
AUGGGGAAACGGGGCGGAGACACGGCACGCGCCGUUCACCGCGGCAGGUCAGGCAGCGCGCGCGCCGUUCACCGUGGCAGGUGGGGUGAGAAAUGGAUCUGUGAGAGAGAGAGAGAGAGAGAGAGAGAGAGAGAGAGAGAGAGAGAGAGAGAGAGAGAGAGAGAGAGAGACGAGCAGGCAGGGAGGAGGUGUGUGAAAAUUGAUAGUGGGGUUUGA